AUGUAUACCGAUGUUACACCACAGGAACUUUCCAAGGGUUUUUACCUCUCAGUCAACUCUCCGUUACGUUUCUUCUUGACGACCGUGUCCCGUACUUCCAUGGACAAUGCGAUCAGUUCAUAUGAAGCAGCGCAGCUCGUCAGUCUUCAAGAUCCGGAGCACCUGUUCCACGAACAGGCCGCUGCUUGGCGGGAGUUAUGGGAAGACGGCUACCUCUGCUUUCAUGGUAGCCAGGGCGAGGAUGCAUCUUCGACUCGAUUAAGUCGCAUUCUUCAUACUGCUCAGUACAGCUUACUUACGUGCUUCCCUUC
This is a messenger RNA of Opisthorchis viverrini, 311 nucleotides long. RefSeq lists its product as hypothetical. Lineage: Eukaryota; Metazoa; Platyhelminthes; Trematoda; Opisthorchiida; Opisthorchiidae. The transcript is spliced from 2 exons. The annotation marks the transcript as partial. The record is from RefSeq and is a predicted model, not a curated record.